Molecule: messenger RNA, 2374 nt
Organism: Anopheles funestus (African malaria mosquito)
Lineage: Eukaryota; Metazoa; Arthropoda; Insecta; Diptera; Culicidae
Exons: 2
Coding region: 112-2355 (747 amino acids)
Biological process (GO): positive regulation of transcription by RNA polymerase III; snRNA transcription by RNA polymerase II; snRNA transcription by RNA polymerase III
Cellular component (GO): transcription elongation factor complex
Source: RefSeq, a predicted model, not a curated record
AGCUGCCGGUCAACAAAUUUAGAGAUUUUGUGUAACACAGAAAGGCACCAAGAGAUACUAGAAUCCAGUGCGGAAUCGUGAUACUCCUGGUCAAAGAAAGAGAAGGCAGCGAUGGAAGAGUACAAGAAUUUGAUAUGGUCGAGACAUAAUCCGCGGUCGGAAGGAAAACUGCUGGAACAAGCGUCGAUCGAUUUCGCUGACUAUCCCAAUGACAUCUUUAAUCUUCAUAUUAACGAAAUCGACCCGGUCCAUCAGAUCGAGAACAUUCGCACACUGAUGGACGAGUCGGCCCUUUUCCUGCCGACGGAAAUUCCAACUGACCCUCGCACGGGACAAAAAGUGCAACAGUUGGAAGUGAAAUGUGCGAGAUCGUACCUUCUGUUCAAUAAGUUUCCAUCCGGUUCGGUUCUAACGCGUGACGAACAUCGGCAUUGUCUCACGGUACAGAACCGUAUAAACUUGCGCUUACCCUUUACCACCGCGCAAGAAAAGAAGAAUUAUGAACGAUAUCUGGAACUGAUGGAUAAGCUUGCUCCGGAAAAGGAAAUGUUUGACAGAUUUGUGAAGAAUUACUUCAACACGAACUUAUUGCGCCGUGUGCAAACGAUCGAGCCUGAGCUGAACUCGUUGGUGGUUAAAAUUUGGAAGGAAAAAGUGCAAGAACGUUUAGCAGUCGAGCGUGAGCUAGGUGGCAAAUACAUUCUGAUGGCCGUUGUUCCAUUUGACGGUAGCGUACAAAACGAAGUCAAUGUGGAGUUUAAACCAAGUGAACAAGAGGUACAUGAAACCGGCACCGUGCGGAAUCUUUUCGACCAGAACGUUAUACGAUGUGCUACGCUGAAGAGAAAUGAGCGAGUUUUGGAUAAUUUCACAACGGAAUGGUGUACGGCACGAUGCACACGGGAGGAACAACUGGCUAACAUAUACGGCGUGUUGCAGCAACUACCGGACGUUUCCUUUGUUCUGCCGGCUGGUGCUCUUACACUUUUACUAAACUAUGCCCAAAACAUGCACGAACAGUGGACGAUACCGUUCGAAAUUAAAAUGUUUAAUGGACGAAAGGUGCUGAUAAUGGACAGUAGACAUCCUCCGAAUAGGCUGUCCACGCACGCCAGGAAAGUGAAAGCGUACAAACUGCUCGUUAAAAGUUAUACGACCUUCAAGGGAUCGAAACAUCAGACAGAGUCUUAUAAAUGUGUCGACAAAGAUAAGAAUUCGAUGCAGAAGCCAUUCAAACCGUUGCUAUUUGAUGAGUAUAUGAAAACAAUGGCACACAAAAAAUCUUCCGUGGCGCAAGAAAAUCAUCGAGAGAACAGAUUUUAUCAACAUUGGGUAUUAAAUGAUCCGGAUGGUGAGCACCAUAUGAUGGUAUACUUUCGGCAAGAUUGCUACGAGUCGUUUCGUAAAAUGCGUGCUUUUAUGAACAUCUCUGUAAAGAUCGAAUAUCAACCAGAGUUUGGUGCGGAACAGAUGACCCUAGCAGAGCUUUUGCAAGAAUGGUCCCGACAGCUUUUGAGGCCUAAUUCUAAAACGAUGCGAUUACGGAUUGACGGCACAACGUCCACGAUCAUCUCCCAUCACUACCUCCAGAUGUGCGAUAUUGAGGAAGAACUUUAUCGACUGUACAGCAUGAAGCCAUGCAAUCUAAUCACGAAUGUGUGGAAAAUGUUGAAACUGAUGGGAAAUUUUCCUACCGGGACCUACCUGCUGCAUCGCGAUGGCAAAAGUACUCAGGGUCCAUCGGUAUAUGGGAAAACGAUAGAAAAAUCUGGUCAAACGGAUAGUACUUUAGGGGUCAGUUUGAAUUGGGUCGAUCUCUUAAGCCAAGUACAGUACGAUUGUUCACCGCUGGAACAGUACGAUUGGAUCCCAAUCGAUAAGUCCAUAAUAACGAAACUUCAUCGGAUAAACACGAUCUUCCCGUGCAGUUUUCCACACUGGACGUCUGUCCGGCGGUUAGAUUCACGAGUGAAUCAAAUAAAGGCGAAAGCAGUCCAAACGAAGCCCAUUAACACAAAGAAAACAAAUUCGCAGAAAGCCACGAAAUCCACGCCAGCCAACAAAGUCCUGACACCGGGACAGCAAAUGCGCCGCGAAAAGAUGAAGCUGCGAAAGCAGCUUGCCCGCGAGCGACAACAGAAAGCGGAAAAGAUACAACAGUCGCUAAAUCAAUUUGCCCCCUAUGUGGGGUCGACUUGUUCGAAAAAUGUAGAAAAUACUGUAGAAUUUAAGGAGUCUGAAACUGCUGGAAAUAGCACUGGCGGAAAGGAGCUUCCGAAAUAUCAAACUCUUACAAAGGUCGAUUACAAUUCGUACGUGGAACAAGCCGCAAUAAACUCAGAAGAGCAGGAGUAGUAAAACUGUUGUGGAAGAA